UCCGUAUCCGGUGCCGCCACGUACAUCUCCAACUUCUCCUCCUCCUCCGCCUCGCCGUUCCCACCCUAACGAACUCUGUUUCAUGUGUUCCUUUCCUCUGUUACAGAGCUGGAAAAGCUUUCUACGUUUGUUUGUUUUCAUUUUCUCAUUUUCGUUUCUCCAUAAUGGCGUCGCUGAUUCGGAUGCAGAGAAUUGUUUUCCAUGAAGAAUUGAGGAAUUACAGCCUUGGACAAGGCGAAGGAGGCGCAUUGAGCAACUCGUGGGAUGAGAUCAACAACUCCGAAGAAUGGCAGGAAGGCAUCUUCUAUACUCUCUGCGCCAUUUACUCACUCAUCUCCCUCACCGCCCUUGUGCAACUCGUCCGGAUUCAACUGAGAGUGCCAGAAUAUGGUUGGACAACACAGAAGGUUUUCCAUUUGAUGAAUUUUGUUGUUAAUGGAUUGCGUGCUAUUGUCUUUGGACUGUACAGAAAUCUAUUUAUCCUCAACCCAAAAGUUCUUGAAAUAGUUAUUUUGGAUCUUCCUGGCCUUCUCUUUUUCUCAACAUACACAUUACUUGUGUUAUUCUGGGCAGAGAUAUAUCAUCAGGCAAGAAGCCUUCCCUUUAAUAAGCUUCGGCCAACAUAUUUGAUUAUCAAUGGAUCUGUGUACUUUAUACAGGUAUGCAUCUGGAUAUCUAUAAGAUUAAGUGAAAAUCUUGUUGCAGUGGAAGUUGCCAAAUUCUACUUCUCAGUAAUUUCAUUGAUUGCUGCUAUUGGAUUCAUGAUAUAUGGCGGGAGGUUGUUCAUCCUGUUGAGACGCUUCCCAAUUGAAUCAAGGGGACGCCAGAAAAAGCUGAAUGAGGUUGGGUAUGUCACUGGGAUAUGCUGCGCAGGUUUCUUGAUAAGGUGCUUUGCGGUUACUAUAUCUGCCAUCAACGACGGUGCUGACCUUGAUGUUCUAAACCAUCCUAUUCUGAGUUUUAUUUAUUACAUGAUAGCAGAGAUUAUUCCAUCAUCUCUGGUACUAUUCAUUCUUCGGAAGCUGCCCCCUAAGCGUGUCUCUAAUCACUAUCAUCCUAUCAAGUGAAGAAGUAUCCUUAUCUAUAGCUGGUCAGACAGGUUGAUGUCUUGGAACUUCUAUUAGCUUCUUGAGCUGUUUUUUAGUGUUUGAUGUGGUUACUGGACAUUGUAUUAAAUUCUCCCGGGCUUUCUUCUCUUCUUU
Molecule: messenger RNA, 1202 nt
Organism: Telopea speciosissima
Lineage: Eukaryota; Viridiplantae; Streptophyta; Magnoliopsida; Proteales; Proteaceae
Product: tobamovirus multiplication protein 1-like
Exons: 11
Coding region: 165-1067 (300 amino acids)
Source: RefSeq, a predicted model, not a curated record